Messenger RNA from Miscanthus lutarioriparius, 1800 nucleotides. Lineage: Eukaryota; Viridiplantae; Streptophyta; Magnoliopsida; Poales; Poaceae. The record is from the annotation of a GenBank genome assembly.
AUGCGCCGCCUUCUCCCGCCGCUCGCCGUCCACCCGCCGCCAUGCCUCCCAGCACCUCCUCCAGCCUCCGCCGGCGGAAGCGCCCUCGCCUUCCCGGAGUUGAUUCCGCUCCUGGAGCGGGCCAUCUCCACGGGGGACGUGCUCCGUCUCGGCCGCACUGUGCACGCGCACCUCGUCAAGACGGCGCUCACCAGCCAUACGCUCCUGUCCAAUCGCCUCGUCGCGCUCUACUCCCCGCUCCCGUCGCCGGCCGCUGCGGUCGCGGCCUUCGACGACCUUCCACACAAGAACGCGCACUCCUACAACACGCUUCUCGCCGCGCUCUUACGCAUGCCGGGCACCCUCCCCGACGCCCUCCACCUGUUCGACACAAUGCCGGCCUACUCACGCAACCUCGUCUCCUAUAACACCCUCAUGUCGUCCCUCGUGCACCACGGGCGGCAGGUGGAGGCGCUCCGCGUGGUUGCCCGGCUGGCCAGGGACAGGUUCUUGGGGCCAGGGUUGGCCAUGGAUCGGUUCACGGUGGUCAGCGUGGCGACUGCAUGUGCGGGAAUCAGAGCUGCGAGGCCGCUGCGGGAAAUGCAUGGCGCGGUGGUGGUAUCAGGGAUGGAGUUGACCGUCAUCAUGGCCAAUGCCAUGGUGAACGCCUACAGCAAGGCUGGGAGGGUGGAGGAUGCGAGACAUUUGUUCAAUCAGGUCAGCAUCCGAGACAAUGUCACUUGGACGUCGAUGAUUUCUGGGUACUGCCAAGUGAAGAAGCUCGAUGAGGCAGUGCAGGUGUUCGAUAUGAUGCCAGAUAAAGAUAGGGUUGCAUGGACAGCACUGAUUUCUGGGCAUGAGCAGAAUGGAGAGGAGGACACCGCUCUUGAGCUGUUUGAACGGAUGCUGGCCGACGGAGCAUCUCCAACGCCUUUUGCAUUGGUGUCAGCUUUGGGUGCAUGUGCCAAACUUGGGCUUGUCACACGGGGGAAGGAAUUGCACUGCUUCAUCUUGCGACAGAGCAUUGGUUCUGACCCUUUCAACAUUUUCAUCCACAAUGCACUCGUUGGCAUGUACUCUAAGUGUGGGGACAUGACGGCUGCCAUGGCAGUGUUCCACAGGAUGCCUGAGAGGGACUUUAUCUCUUGGAACUCCAUGGUCACCGGGUUCUCGCAUAAUGGCCUGGGAAAGCAGUCACUUGCUAUUUUUGAGGAGAUGCUGGCAGCUGGAGUCCGUCCAACCCAUGUCACUUUCCUGGCUGUCCUCACGGCCUGCAGCCAUUCGGGUCUAGUAUCUAAUGGAUGCCUCAUUCUCGAAUCAAUGGAGGACCAUGGUAUUGAACCAAGGGCUGAACACUAUGCUGCCUUCAUUGAUGCUCUUGGUCGGAAUCGGCAGCUGGAAGAAGCAACUGAGUUCAUCAAAGAUUUGCCAUCCAGGAUCGGUCCUGGUACAGCUGGGUCCUGGGGAGCUCUCCUAGGUGCAUGUCGCCUUCAUGGAAAUAUCGAGCUUGCAGAGGAAGUGGCAGAGUUUCUCUUCAAGUUAGAGCCCGGGAACAGUGGUCGGUAUGUCAUGUUGUCAAACAUCUAUGCAGCUGCAGGACAGUGGGAUGAUGCACGUCGAGUCAGGGGGCUCAUGAAGGAGAAGGGCCUUAAGAAGGAUCAGGCUUAUAGUUGGAUUGAGGUGCGGAGUGCAAAGCAUGUAUUUAUUGCUGAUGACAUGUCUCAUUGCGAUGCAAACGAGAUAUAUGAGAUGUUGGGCAAGCUUCUCGACCAUAUGAGCAUAGCAGAGGAUCCUACCGAACACCAGCUUAAUUUUUGCUGA